GGGGUCAACGCUGGCGGGUCAAAACUGCCUGCCAGCGAAAAUGCUGCUGGACUUGUCGGAGGAGCAUAGGGAGCAUCUAGCCUUCCUGCCCCAAGUGGACAGCGCAGUGGUUGCCGAGUUUGGGCGGAUUGCGGUGGAGUUCCUGAGGCGAGGCUCGAACCCUAAGAUCUACGAAGGCGCCGCCAGAAAACUCAAUGUGAGUAGCGACACUGUCCAGCAUGGUGUGGAAGGGUUAACAUAUCUCCUCACUGAAAGCUCAAAGCUCAUGAUUUCUGAACUGGAUUUCCAAGACUCUGUUUUUGUUCUGGGAUUCUCUGAAGAAUUGAACAAAUUGUUGCUUCAGCUUUAUCUGGACAACAGAAGGGAGAUCAGGACUAUUCUGAGUGAAUUGGCACCCGACCUUCCCAGUUACCACAGCCUUGAAUGGCGACUAGAUGUACAGCUUGCAAGCAGAAGUCUUAGGCAACAAAUUAAACCAGCAGUGACUAUAAAGCUACACCUUAACCAGAAUGGAGAUCACAACACCAAAGUUCUGCAGACAGACCCAGCCACUCUGCUCCAUUUGGUUCAGCAACUGGAACAAGCGUUGGAGGAGAUGAAAACAAACCAUUGUAGGAGAGUUGUGCGCAAUAUCAAGUAAUACCAGUUUUAAGGUUUUAAUCCCUUUUGAGCCAUUUGUGAAUUUAUGAUAUACAGCAGUUACUUUUCAAAAUUAAUUUUGUAUUAAUUGAUGGUGAUAAAUACAUCUAGAUUCCAUGCAAUUUCUUUUCCUGUUCCAAGAUAUUGAGGCCAUGAUCAGAAGCUAAAGUAAAAUUCCUUUCCUGGUGCUACAUGUGGUCAGCUUCUUGACAGAUUAAAAUGUAUUUGUAUUUUAAAUGUCUAAAUAUAACUGAGUCAACUAGAGAAGCAUCUGUACUGUUCAUAUCUUCUGUAUAUAUGAAUUACUAUUCUGUUUUUGGUAUUUCUUUUGGCUGCUUAACUUUAUUGUCUUCUUCUUUCUUAUAGAUCAAAAUUUGAAAAUAAAAUUUACAACAUAAUACUAUUGCUAUUCAGAAUAUUUCUAGGUAGUUCAAUAUUUUUGAGUUUUAAAAGCAUCCCACAUUAAUAGCCACAGAAUAAUUGAAAGUAUGAUUUUUUUUUAAAAAAUGCUAUAUUGUUAUAAGUGGUGUAUACAUUUUUCUUUGUAUGUGAACAUGAUAAGUAUUUACCAUAUUGCUUAAGUUUGAGUUGUCAUGACUAAUUGGCUUAAAUAGUACUCAACUUGUGUGAUCAUAUUGCAUUUUAUCAAGGACUGAUUUUUCCCAUAUACCCAAAGCAUCUAAGAGUCAUGCUGUCAUUUACAUUUAUAGACAAUGGAUGCAGGAGGAAUACAAUCAAUUCUUGAUUAUCCAGAUGUGAAUUACAGUCACUUCUUAUAAUUUUAUUUGAAUAAACUUUAUAAUUUUAUUCAAGGGGGGACAGGAAGGCCAUGUUUAUUACAUUACAAGCAAAUAUCUCCUUUUCCUUACAAACUUGAUUUUUGUUUUGUUUUUUAGUAGGUAACCAAAGGUACUACUGGCAUAGAAAACUCAGAGGCUCAUUUGUCAGGUCAGCCUGAGAGAGUGAAGAGACACAGUGGCAGUCUUAGGGAGAAAAUUCAUAUGGAAGGGUAGAAAUGAGGGUUUAGUCUUAACUAUGUAUUCAGGGCCUUGUUCUGAGAGUCUUAUCCCCAUGGAACAACCCCAGAAGGCCUUUAGAACCGUAAAACUUUAAGCUGCACUCUAGGCCCUGUCAACACUUUGCUUCCAAAGAAUUAGAGGUUUUCAAGUCAGAGUGACAUCAUGUUUCUUUCUCUUUAGAGAGGAUAGAGAGCCUAGCAGGGAACAGAGGCCAGUGGGAGAAAAGCACACUUGAAAUUGCCACCCAUUGUCCCCUGCAGGUGUCCGAGCCACCCUUUUCCUAUAGGUACAUGUUCUGCAAUUGUAAAAUAACUAUGUUAUCAUAGAUUAGCAAACUAUAAUCAGAAAUAAUUUUUAAUGAUAGUGACAACUUGAUCAAUGAAGUUCUCAUGUUAAUAACCUCACAAACAAAAGGAAACUUUAUAUAGUACAUGAAAUAGUAGCAUAUGUCAUCGGGUUUAAAAGCAACAUGCCUGCCCAGCUUAUAUGAUGAAAAUGGCUCAGUGAGGCUUCUUACUUGUCCACGUCUGAUGGAAGAUAAACAGGGCUGACCCCAGCCAAGACUGAAUAAUAGCCCUGUGUACCCUCAGAGCAGCCUUUCUUCUACCUCUUUGUCCACUGUUUUUACCCUGAUCAAAACAAGAAAACCAACACUGGUUUUCUGGGUUUGGAGUUUUUUUUGUAUCAGAAUCUCCUGGCCUCCUUUUUCUGUACAUCAUUAUUUCUUCUGUGAUGUUCUGCCUUCUUCACCUUAUGGGGCCAGAGUGAGUUGGGAGCAGGCUCCCUACCUUCUUUUAGAAUCUGGAGCUCACCUUUUACUACAGGACAUUAAAUGAGCCUCCUCCUUUCCUUAUUCAAACAUUCACAUCUUUAUGGACUCCCCUGCCUUAUGUGUUUUAUGGCACAUUUGAUAUUUUUUGUAGCUUAUAUAUGAAUUUUCUGCAGAUGCAGUCACUGUUCUACAAUCCAGUUUGACCCAGGCUUCUUGACUCUGAGUAAUGUACCUUUACAUCUGUAACUAUCUAAAUUUUUAUUAAAACGUUUUGGAUUAUGAGUAUUCUGAUUUUUCAAGAUUGACUGAUGCAGGUUUAGACUUAAGUGUCAUAUCCUUCAUGUCUCAAAGCCAGAAGAGUAACAUCUCAUCUCAGAACAGAGCUGUGGUUAUCUGUUGUUUUUAAUCUCCAAGAGAAAAUACAUAAUACUUCUUUGUAGUUUUCAUAGCCCUUAUGAUGAGGAAGUUCUGUCAGCUGCUAUAUUAAAGUCCUGCUAUAAUUUA
Galeopterus variegatus (Sunda flying lemur) is the source of this 2934-nucleotide messenger RNA. RefSeq names its product COMM domain containing 2 (gene COMMD2). The record is from RefSeq and is a predicted model, not a curated record. Bases 41 to 640 code for a protein of 199 amino acids. Lineage: Eukaryota; Metazoa; Chordata; Mammalia; Dermoptera; Cynocephalidae. The transcript is spliced from 5 exons.